AUAUUUGAUCCAUCAUGGGGAAGGAAGAGUGCAAGACAAUGCUGGACGCUUUGAAUAAAGUGACCGCCUGCUACAGGCACCUGGUCAUCGCCCUCGGGAGCACCUCGGACUCGCAGAACCUGCGAGAGGAGCUGAAGAAGACCCGCAAAAAGGCCCAGGAGUUGGCCGUGGCCAACAGGACUAAACUGACCUCUCUGCUCAAAGACAAGACCAUCAGCAAAGAGGACCGGGCCGAGUACGAGCGCCUGUGGGUGCUGUUCUCCAGCAGCAUGGACCUCCUGGAGGUGGACAUGAAGAGGUCCCUGGAGAUCGGGCAGGAUUUCCCCCUCAAGGUGCCGACCAGGCACCUCAUCCAGACGGGGAUGACCGGCAGCACCACCACGGUGGCGGCCCGGGCCAUGAGCGUGCAGAACAUGAAGUACGAGGCGGACAGCAACAUCGACACGGCGGACCUCCGGGACCUGCAGUCCGAGAUCACCCAGGUGAGCCAGAUGAUGGAGGAGAUGGAGAUGAAGGUGCAGGUGGCGCCGUGGGCCGUCGAGGCGAAGCAGGAGGCGGGCGCCGAGCUCAAAUCCAACAUGAGUGUAGGAAAUUCCUCCGUGGGAGUCAUCUCCAUCUGCGAAGAGGAGCCCAAAGAGGAGGAGGGCGGAGGCGGCAGGGACGCCGGCUUCGCGUCCAUCUGCGCCGUGGUUGGAUUCUUUGUCAUCAUCACAGUCGCCGUGGUUCUGGGAUAUCUGGUCGUCAAUAUGUCCUGAAAAGGUGCAACCAGCAGCCCGGCCCGACGGACCCGCUGCGAGCCAGCCCGCCCGCGGGCGCGUCCCCGCGGGGAAGAGCCGCCGGCAGCUCCACGGCACAGGAAGAGCGUCUCUGUGGAGCUCCAGGAGCUGAAACAUUGCGGAAACAAGAAGUUACUAUUUUUUCUCGGCUAUGUGAAUGUAUUCGGAGGAGCUGAGGAGUUGCACUAGAUAAUGAAAAUACUCUAGAACU
Molecule: messenger RNA, 987 nt
Organism: Salarias fasciatus (jewelled blenny)
Lineage: Eukaryota; Metazoa; Chordata; Actinopteri; Blenniiformes; Blenniidae
Product: regulator of G-protein signaling 9-binding protein
Exons: 1
Coding region: 15-755 (246 amino acids)
Source: RefSeq, a predicted model, not a curated record